Erigeron canadensis is the source of this 1452-nucleotide messenger RNA. Its product is annotated as heparan-alpha-glucosaminide N-acetyltransferase-like. The record is from RefSeq and is a predicted model, not a curated record. The coding region runs from base 1 to 1452 and encodes 483 amino acids. Lineage: Eukaryota; Viridiplantae; Streptophyta; Magnoliopsida; Asterales; Asteraceae. The transcript is spliced from 12 exons.
AUGGAGGAUCUUAAGAGAGUAGAAGAAGGGUUUGCUCAUGCUCCCGUCGUUGUUAGAGAAAACAUCAACAACGAGAGCAAAAAGGGAACCGGACAACAUGAGGAAAUUAACGACGGAGAAAAACCAGCAACGGUGUUGAAGGAAAAGAGUAAGAGAGUUGCAACUUUGGAUGCAUUUCGAGGUCUAACCAUUGUACUAAUGAUAUUAGUAGAUGACGCUGGAGGAGUAUAUGAACGGAUUGAUCAUUCACCAUGGAAUGGCUGCACCUUGGCUGAUUUCGUUAUGCCGUUCUUUCUCUUCAUUGUUGGUGUCGCAAUUGCCCUUGCUCUCAAGAGGGUUCCAAGUAUGAAGUAUGCAGUGAAAAAAAUAAUCAUAAGAACCCUGAAGAUGUUGUUUUGGGGAAUUUUACUUCAAGGAGGGUAUUCUCAUGCACCAGAUGAAUUGGUUUAUGGAGUUGAUAUGAAGGAAAUUAGAUGGUGUGGCAUCCUUCAGAGAAUAGCGUUGGUGUACAUGUUUGUAGCUCUAAUAGAAACUUUCACGGCGAAACUUAGACCUUUAGUCAUUAAGCCUGGUUAUUUCUCCAUUUUCUCAGCUUACAGAUGGCUUGGAGGGUUCAUCGCGUUUCUUAUUUACAUGAUUACGACGUUCUCAUUAUAUGUUCCUGAUUGGAGUUUUACACUGGGCGAAGGAGAUAAAUCAGAAACUUUUACCGUUAAAUGUGGUAUGAGAGGGCAUCUCGGUCCUGCUUGUAACGCAGUUGGAUAUGUCGAUAGAGAAGUUUGGGGUGUUAAUCAUCUUUACUCAAUGCCUGUGUGGAUUCGAUUAAAGGCCUGCACUCUUGCCUCUCCAGAGGCUGGUGAUCUCCGUCCAGACGCCCCUACUUGGUGUCGAGGUCCCUUUGAACCCGAAGGCUUAUUAAGUUCAAUUUCAGCAAUUCUGUCAGGUGUAAUUGGAAUACACUAUGGACAUGUCCUGCUACACUUCAAGGGGCAUGCAGAGAGGCUGAAGCAAUGGGUUUCAAUGGGGUUUGGCUUAUUGAUCAUAGCAAUUCUUCUUCAUUUUACUGAUGCGAUUCCUAUCAACAAGCAACUAUAUAGUUUCAGCUAUGUUUGUUUUACUGCUGGAGCUGCCGGAAUAGUGUUUUCAGCUUUUUACAUCCUGAUUGAUGUUUGGGGAAAACGUACUCCGUUUUUGCUAUUUGAAUGGAUUGGAAUGAACGCCAUGCUGGUUUUUGUUCUCGGAGCACAAGGCAUUUUAGCAGGGUUCAUAAACGGAUGGUAUUACAAUGGCUCCGACAAUAAUCUGGUUAAUUGGAUCCAAAAUCAUAUCUUCAUUGAUGUCUGGAACUCAGAAAAAUUUGGGACACUUCUAUAUGUGAUAUUUGCAGAGAUUACAUUCUGGGGAGUGCUUUCAGGAAUUUUACACAAACUUCGCAUAUACUGGAAACUUUAA